Closterium sp. Yama58-4 is the source of this 4371-nucleotide messenger RNA. The record is from the annotation of a GenBank genome assembly. Lineage: Eukaryota; Viridiplantae; Streptophyta; Zygnematophyceae; Desmidiales; Closteriaceae.
AUGGCAGUGCAUUACAGCCCUUUGCCAACGCCGUUCAAUGUGGUGAGCACAGAGUUGAGCUGGCUGACGCCCUCGGUGACUCUUAGCCAUGAGUUAGUCACCAAUCACAGCAAAACUGCCCUGGCAGCUUUUCAACCUUCGGCUGGCGUGGCAGGCUCAUCUUCAAGUCAGGUUCCUCGCCGACUUUUGGCUGCCGAUGGCAUUUCAUCCGUCAAUCUUAAGCUGAAGGGUCUUAACCGUGGCUUUUAUGCCAAGCACCAGCGCAUAGUGGCCGGACCCUGUGCGUCGGAAGAGUCUGUGCACGAUGGCCUGGCCUCCUCGCAACCCCAGACGAUGCAGUUUGUGCUCGGCAUGUCAGAUCUUCUCUUCGUCUCGGUCACCACGUUCUCCGGAAAGGAGUACCUGUUCUCUGUGGAGCGGGCUGCGAACCAUCGAGUUCGUGACAUCAAGAAGAGGAUAUGCGAGCGCGAACGUCCUUCGAGUUCGGAAGACGUGGAGCUUGUCCUUGCCGGCACGCCUCUGGAAGACCAUUGUUUGAUCAACGACUUGGACAAACAUCGGGAUUUCGGAGCCGUGGGGUCCUGCCAUUUGCAUCUUCUCGUGCGGAAGAAUGCUCGUGUGCAUGCCAAGUCCGGUCCCGGCCGGACAAUGGAGCUUUCCGUCAAUGCGACGGAGGUUGCGUCGUUGCCGUCAAUACAGGAGGUUGGCGACGAAGAAUGCCCUGCAUCUGUUCCUCUGGCCCUUCCCUGCUCGAGAACCACUUCGAGUGAAACAAUCCAGCCGACAAUGCUUGGAAAUCACCCUUCUCUGAAAGGGGAAGGCUUCCGGGCGAUGAUGAGGGAUGUGGGUACCGGCCUUCUCGAAGGCCACGUUCCGCACCUGACUUCUGACGGCUCGGGUGGCACUUACCUCAUGUCCGACGCUUCGGGGGCGUCGACAGUAGCUGUAUUUAAACCCAUGGAUGAGGAGCCUCUCGCUGUCAAUUGCCCCCGCGGGAUGGCUCCGAGUCUUGAUGGGGAAGGGUUGAAGCGUGGCACUCGAGUGGGAGAAGGUGCUUUCCGCGAAGUCGCAGCUCACCUACUGGAUCAUCCACUGAAGGAAGGAGACAGCGAGGGCUACGCAAGCGUUCCUCCGACCACGCUUGUCGGCUGCUCCGCCAGCUUUUUCCCUCGCUCUGACUCUCCGCGGAGUCCGCUGGAUGACCUGGAAGGGAAGAAGGUCGGUUCGCUUCAGAAGUUCGUCCAGUCGUUCAGCAACUGCGAAGACAUGGGACCGUCGCGGUUCCCUGCGUCGGAGGUUCACAAGAUCGCGGUUCUGGACAUGCGGCUUGCCAACACGGACCGGAAUGGUGCCAACAUUCUUGUACAGAGGGUCGACGGUCCGAGUGGGGUCAAGCUUAUUCCAAUUGACCAUGGUUACUGCAUUCCUGAUAAGUUCGAGGAUUGCACGUUCGAGUGGCUGUAUUGGCCCCAAUCCAAGGUUCCCUUUGCUGAGGAAACUCUGGAGUACAUAUCUAAGCUCGAUGCCAACAAGGAUAUUGAGAUUCUCAAGGAGAGCGGCUGGUCACUGAAUCCAGCAUGCAUUAAGGUACUUCAAGCUUCUACCAUGCUUCUCAAGAAGGGUGCAUCUGCAGGCAAGACUCCAUAUGAGAUUGGGUCCAUGAUGGUCAGAGAUGACCCAGAUGUCCCUUCUCAGAUCGAAUCCCUGGUGGAGGAAGCAGAGCUGCAGGCUCAGAGGACUGGUAACCAGUCCUUUGAGGUGUGCUUUGAGGCAGCACUAGAUCAGCUCCUGAUAUUUGACCGUAGCGGUCUUAUCGUCUUCCUGACCGCUGUUUACGUCUGCUCGUCGCUAUCCUCCCCGUCCCGCGCCAACAGCGCCGACUACGCCAACCAAGACUCCGUGCCGCCCACCGACACGUGGAAGGAAUCCAAGCCGUUGCUGCCGCUCUCGGGGCAAGCGCGCAACGCCACCGUCCCAUCCGGCCUCACCGCCUUCUUCCGCGUCCCCAGCACGUGCAGCGCCGCAAGCGGCGCCGCAGGAGGCGCAGGGGCAGGGGGAGGGUCGAGCACAGGAGGGGUAGGCGGAAGCGGCGGGGACGCGCGGUGGUAUGUGAAUGUGGAGAUAUGGGGGCUGUUCGCGCCGGGAAACGACACGUCCGUGUUCUACCUGCCCAUGCUCAUGCUCAACAGCAAUGGCGAAGUGCCCACCGUUCUGGUUACCAACACGCUGCAAUAUCGCCUGGACGACCACACGAGCAUAGAUUACCCGAAUUUCCGGUCAGGGCAGCCGUACCAGAUAGUGAGCGUGGUGCAGGACGACCUCGUUAAGAACGGCUCCGUUAACGCGACGGAGCUGAUAGUGGGCAUUUUCAGCGACUCAUACAUUGCAGAGGGGCAGGACCUUGGCUUUUCCAUCCGUGCCUUCUGCUCCCAGGGCAGGGGGUGUCCAGUCAACUGCAGUGGGCGGGGCGUGUGCGGGCAGGGGGGAGUGUGCCAGUGCCCCAAGGGGUGGGGCGGCACUGCUUGUGCUGAUGUGGUGCAUGACAUCCAGCCGGGUCUGCAAACCCUUGCGCCGGGGCAAUGGGCCUACUUCCAGAUUCAGGUGACCCAGCCAAACACCAAGCUCCUAAUCCAAAUGGAGCGAGCAGCAGGAGACCUGGUCCUAUUCGCAAAACGCCAGGAGCAGGGCUUUCUGCCGUUCGGCAUGCCCACGGUCUUCGAUUUCAACGGCUUUGCUGACAUGGACUCCUUUCGGCAGCGCCUCGACCGCCACCAGAUCGUCUGGAACCGCACUGAACCGGGGAUUAUCCUGGUGGCCGUGCUGAACAACGACGUGGAUUUGAGGGAGACAGGCGGGUUCAGGCUCGAGUAUAGGCUCGCAGUGGGAAGGGAGGGCAGGGCGCUGUGCCCGUGGGACUGCGGGUGGCCCGCGGGUUUCUGCCAGGCGCUGUCGGUGGAUGGAGGGGGGGAUGGGGGAGCGGAGACGCAGUGUGUUUGCAACCCGGACUCUGCAGGAAGCUUCUGCCAGGGAGGUCUCCAAACGGCAGAGCUAGGCAAGGCGGUGAAGGGCGUGCUGCCUCCGGGGCACUGGACGUACGUGCAGUUCACCUUCGACCCCUCCACCAACAAACAGAUCGUCAUCAGCUUCACCCGCAAGGGGGGACAGGCGAGUCUAGUUGCGCGUCAAGGUGCCGUGCCCUCCCUGCUGGAGAACGACUACCGGUUCACGGUGCGCGUGACCAACGACACACUGGUGUCGCUGUUUGACGUCGUCAACUCGUCGCUGGAGGGGCCCUACACGUUUGGCAUCUUCAACCUCAACUACUAUGUGCACCAGAGCUGCGAGUUUGAACUCGAAUUCAAGUAUAAAGACUCCCCCAGCUUCUUUGACUCGCCCUUCAUCAUAAUCAUCUACGCCGUGCUCGCCUUUCUGCUGCUAGUUCUCAUCGUCAUCGUGCUGCGCUGUGUCAUCCGCCGCCCGCCCCCCGCCGCUCCUGACGUGGAGCUCUCCGCCAUCGGUGACAUGGACAGGCACGUGGAAGCGGUGCCAACAGGAGUAGACAGGGCGCUGGUGGAGUCAUUCCCGCUGGUGAAGUUCCGAGACGACCUCUUCGAGUCCUCUGACGACGCACACUGUGCGGUGUGCCUCGCGGAUUACGACGAGCAGGAGAGCUUGAGGAAGCUGCCAGCGUGCAGCCACUACUUCCACGUGUCGUGCAUCGGCGAGUGGCUUCGCACGCGCUGCUCCUGCCCCCUCUGCCGCCGCUACGUGCUGCUGCAGCCCCAGCAACCCCAGCAACCAGAACAGCCACAGCAGGCGGGGCAGGCAGGGCAGCCCUCAGCCUUGCAAGCGGAGCAGACAGGACAGUUGAUGCCGCCCACACAGGCGGAGCAGAACAACGGGAGCUGUGUGGAGGGUCAGUUGGAGCAGCUGCUGCCAACCGAGUCGGGGCGGAGCAAUGGGGGGUGUGAGGAGGAGGGUUCAGAGCUUGGAGAGGAGGAGCGAGUGACAGAGCAGGUGCAAGGGAUGGCGCAAGAGGGUAUAGAGGGAGGUGAGGUUGUAAAGAGAGCUGGGGAGGAUUGUAGUGUGCGGCACCCACAGCAGGAACGGCAAGAGGUGCAGGAGGAGCAGCAUCGGCAACAACAACUACAAGAGCAGGAGGAAGGGGAGAGGGAUGGGCAGUGGCUUGAAGAGGAGAGAUUGAUGAAGCGGGAGGGAGAAGAGGGAAUGAAGCAGGAGGGGUGUGAAGGGGAGAAUGACGUGAUUUAUAACCCGGAGCCAGCUUUAGAAGGCUUGUUGGAUGGAGAUGGAAGGCAGCACCGGGAGCGGCAUGAAGAUAUUGCAGAGCGAGUUGAGCAUGACAUGCAUUAG